Eucalyptus grandis is the source of this 1827-nucleotide messenger RNA. Its product is annotated as G-type lectin S-receptor-like serine/threonine-protein kinase LECRK2. The record is from RefSeq and is a predicted model, not a curated record. Gene Ontology annotation, molecular function: ATP binding; protein kinase activity. Lineage: Eukaryota; Viridiplantae; Streptophyta; Magnoliopsida; Myrtales; Myrtaceae. The transcript has a single exon. Gene Ontology annotation, biological process: protein phosphorylation. Bases 1 to 1827 code for a protein of 608 amino acids.
AUGGCUUCAGUUAUACUAGGAAUCCUUCUAGUACUCACUCGACUUCCCCUUUCCACCGAAGCUCAGACCCGCGGCAACUUGACCUUGGGCAACUCGUUGAUGGCGAACGACCGAAACUCUUCCCUGUUGUCGCCGUCGGGCGAGUUCGCCUUCGGGUUCCGGAAAAUGGGACAAGGGGCUCAUUUGCUGGCAAUAUGGUUCGAGAUGAUAAAGGAGAAGACCAUCGUAUGGUCGGCGAAUGGCGAUAAUCUAGCGCCCGAAGGUUCGAAAGUCCAGUUGACCGCCAACCGCGGGCUGGUGCUUACCGACCCGAGAGGGAGAGAGCUGUGGUCUUCUAACCUGACCGCCGCUGGCUUAGCCUAUGCGGCCAUGCUCGACACGGGGAACUUCAUCCUAGCGAGCGCAAGCCACGACAAUUUGUGCGAUUCGUUCAGCCGACCGACGGAUACGUUACUGCCAACGCAACAGUUAAAUUUGGGGGCUGUUUUUAGAGCUCGCUAUUCCGAAAUGAAUUACUCCGCUGGGAGAUUCCUCUUCGGACUGCAACCCGACGGAAAUCUCGUGCUCUAUGCCACUCUGACUCCGCGGGUUGUCAAAGAUGCAUACUGGGCUACAAACACCUUUAUCGGCUUCCGAUUGAUAUUCAAUCAAAGUGGUCGGGUCUACCUUACGGACAGGGAUGGAGUAAUACUCAAUAUCAUCACCUCAGACGAAUUUCCAACCACUGGAUUUUACCGAAGAGCGAUCCUCGAAUAUGAUGGGGUCUUUAGGCAAUAUGCCCACCCUAGGAGGGCAGAUUCGAGUUCUGGCUGGGCAAUGGGCUGGUUGAUGGUCUCUUCCCCGGUCCCUCCAAAUAUGUGCACGAGCAUCCACCGAGAGAAUGGUACUGGAGCUUGUGGCUUCAACAGAUACUGUACUCUUGGAGACGAUCAGAUUCAGAGGCCUCGAUGCCAGUGCGCACCUGGAUAUUCUAUGUUAGAUUCGACUAAUGAGAUGAACGGAUGCAGACAGGACUUCAUAUCACAGAGUUGUGAUGGAAGCAGGCCUAAAAAAGACCAGCUUGCUUUGCGUGACAUGCUCGAUACAGACUGGUCGCAGCCUGAUUACGAGUUUAGCACAGAGAAAACCGAGGACUGGUGCCGAGAGACUUGCUUGGCUGAUUGUCGUUGCGCAGUCGCUGUUUUCAAAGAUGGAAAUUGCCAGAAAAAGAAGGCCCCUCUUUUAAAUGGUAGGAUGGAUCCUAGUGUGGGCGGAAAAGCUCUGAUCAAGGUCCAGAUAAAUAACUCGACUUCAAAAUCUACGGGAAAUGGAAACAAGAAUUCGGCUCUGAUUAUCAUUGGAUCGGUGCUGUUGAGUAGCUCUGUGUUUGUGAACUUGCUUCUACUUCUCCUCACCUAUUAUAGAAGCUUCCGAUCUAGGGAUUCUAAGUUGUCACGACCAGUCCAAAUCAAUCAAGUUACAGGCACGCGGACUUUCACUUAUCAGGAGCUUCAAGAAGCAACAUAUGGAUUCAAAGAAGAACUGGGUAGGGGUGCUUUUGGAACAGUGUACAAAGGUGUUCUUGGAUCUGAGGAUAAUUACUUUGUGGCAGUAAAAGUUUUGGCGACAAGGACUGGAGAAAGCGAGAAGGAGUUUGAAAGAGAAGUGAGUGCAAUUGGCCAAACUAACCACAAGAACUUGGUGCAGUUGCUUGGAUUCUGCAAUGAAGAUCAACAUCGACUACUGGUGUACGAAUUCAUGAGCAAUGGCACUUUGGCGGAUUUCUUAUUUGGCGCUUCAAGGCCCAGCUGGUAUAGUAGAAUAGAAAUUGCUUGUGAUGUUGCGUAG